Vigna unguiculata (cowpea) is the source of this 687-nucleotide messenger RNA. RefSeq names its product pathogenesis-related thaumatin-like protein 3.5 pseudogene. The record is from RefSeq and is a predicted model, not a curated record. Lineage: Eukaryota; Viridiplantae; Streptophyta; Magnoliopsida; Fabales; Fabaceae.
AUGGUUUCUUCAACUAAAACCUUUUCCAUAGCUUUGUUGAGUGUUUUUCUCUUCCUCUUCCCAUCAGGAUUAUAUGCAAGGACUUUGACCAUCACCAACAAAUGCAGCUACACAGUGUGGCCAGCAGUUUUAUCCGCCGCCGGAAGCUCGCCGCUAUCCACAACCGGCUUCGCCCUCCUACCAGGUGAGUCCAACACUCUCUCUGUGCCUCCCGCUUGGUCCGGCCGGUUGUGGGGUCGGACCCUUUGCUCCAUCGAUAUCACCGGCAAGUUCUCAUGCGUCACCGGUGACUGUGGCACCUCAACGAUAGAAUGCGCCGGCGCGAAUCCCGCGCCACCAGUUACUCUUGUGGAGUUUGAUUUUAACGGGACCGGCCAGAUCAACUUAUACUACAUCAACCUGGUGGAAGGUUUCAACCUUCCGGUGAGGGUGGUUCCCAGGGGUGGAAACUGUUCAGCGACGGGUUGCUCCUCGGACUUGAACGCGAUGUGUCCAAUGGAGCUUACGGUGAUUAGGGAUGGAGAGGCCGUGGCUUGCAAGAGCACGUGCCGAACUGAACCAUGCUCUAGUACACUGUUUUUCAAGACUGCAUGUUCUGGGGCUCGUGUCUACGCUCACGAUCAUGGCUUCUUCACUUGUUCUUCUCCUCAUUAUACACUCACCUUUUGUCCCACUUCCAACAGGUAA